Messenger RNA from Babesia bovis T2Bo, 1635 nucleotides. RefSeq lists its product as uncharacterized. The transcript has 5 exons. The coding region runs from base 69 to 1634 and encodes 521 amino acids. Lineage: Eukaryota; Apicomplexa; Aconoidasida; Piroplasmida; Babesiidae. The record is from RefSeq and is a predicted model, not a curated record.
UGUUACAGGCUAUAUAAAGUAACUAGGUACACUAUAUAUAUCGAGGAAUCUCGUAUCGCAAUAGAGCUAUGAGAUGUGGCACCUGGUGUAAGUGGCUGUUUAUAGUUCUAUGUAGAACCCUGAUUAAACAUGCUAGGGCACUUUCUGGAGCGAAGAAGCAUUCUUUCGAUGGAGCCAUUCUGUCGCCACAAAGCGAAGACCUGGUAUCGCGGUUGAGUACUGCUACAAAUGGGUCCUGCAAGCUGUUUACAAGCAUCGGUGCUCGCAGUCCGAAACAGAGAAGGGAGCUUUGGAAUAGUUUUAAUUUGGACCACAAGCAGCCCUCUACUCUACACGGCCCAUUAAAACCCCGAUGCGACCUGUGGGAAGUCAAUGAGCCAGAGCAGUGUACGUUAGUAUUGGAUCUUGACAUAUGUUCGUUGUCCGAUGACCUGGAAGGCAAAUAUGAUAGGCGUAAGAUCCUGAAACUAUUACAGCGCUCAAAUGCGGUGCUAUUACAUGUAAACGCUGAAGAUAUUGAAUUCACCGCCAGUUCAUUUCGAUUGAAUCGUAAUUUCAGAAAUAUACUUAAAGAAUUAUUAAAUUUACAAGCCCGAGGUAAUUCACCAAAGGUAUACAUAUUUCUACCAUCGCUAAAAGAUGUUAAAAAGGAUCAUACCUCUAAGGACAUUGAAGCAUGGGAUCAUUUUAAAAAGUACCUAUUAGAACACACCAAAGGCACCACCCAAAUCGAGUUUAAAACCCAUCAAGAUGAGGCAGAGGUAUACAGGGUAAUAGCCAAAAUGGCUCCAAUAACUAAUACCAAAGAUGUGGCCAAGGCCAUUUCCAUGGCUGUUGAAUCGGCAAGUAAAAUUACAAACAGUACUGCAGUACGACUUCGUGAUGCCUGUUUCAAUUCACAUAGAAAGAUACUUAAGCACCGAUUGGCAAAUGUAUACCGUGGAACAAGGCAACCCGACUUUGGGGAAUACAUAGAAGCCUCUAUGUUGGAUGCAACCCUGGCCUUGUACCUCCGAACCAUGGAUCUAGAUGCCGAUGAAAUAAUUAAGGCACUACUAGACCAAGAGUAUAAGCAAGUGUCACUAUUCGCUGGUGACGCAUACCUACGCAUGGUUAUGAUAUCAGCAGGUGAAGCUAAAAGCAAAUUACGCAAGGAGUUGGGUGAUAAUCCAAAACAAGAUACAAACGCACUAAUGGAAUCCAUUUUGACGGAAUACGAUCAACAGUUAAGUGAGGCGUUCAAGUCACUGUCUAGUAAAUUGGAGCCACCUCAAUGGGUCAUGAAAACCGUAGAUGAAGUUCGUACACAAUUGAAGCAACAACUAGAGUCUAUAGUAGCAGUUCAUAAUGGACUGCCCAGUCCAGUAUACAGUAACCAAGAACGCAUGUUAGAAGAUAACCAUAUGAAAAACAAGAAAGAUAGAGGCAUAAGCAUGAUGCUAUUCAUCUCAUGUAUGCUUCGAGAGCAUGGAUACGGUAAUCGGCAGGGAUACAUCAAUUAUCAAUUGGGUCCCGUGAUAUUCACACUAGGUUACGCCAAUGAUCGAGAUGUUGCUGAAAACAAGCCGGGAACAGGUCUACUCACACCUGCUUUCAGAAUACAACCACGAAUCCACUUCAAUAUUAAGUUGUAGC